CGGGUGGCGGUCUGAAGAGAUUAGCGCUUGCGGGCACCUUUUGUUUCCGAUGCCGCUCCGUUUCCUGCGGCUUUUCGGGCGUCUUUAUCGCUCCCUGUUGCUAUCGGGACGUUGAGGCGCUCGAUUGCGCUGGAUCGUGCUCGCGCGCCGAAAACCUGCUCGUGGACUACCAAGCGCCUUGCAAGCGGUGUCGCUGUGCGUGUGUGCCUGCGUGCCCGCCCGAUGCUUCGCUGCAGGGGACGUGCACGCGCAAAGUAUAUAGAAAUCACGAGCUUGCGAGAGAUGGCCCGCCUCCCGUUUGCCGUUUGGUCCGAGCCGCCGCUGAUGAGCGUGUGACCCCGCCCCCACGCCAUGGCCCUGGGCGAGCGGCCACCGUUGCUGCUCCUGCUCACUUCCUGCUUCCUGCAUGCCUCGUCCUUCCCACGAGACCUGCAAGCCAUCAGCCUGCUGGACGAGUCGGGACGCUUGCCGGUAUUCUCGAGUCUGCUGCGGGAUGACGCCAAUGGCCGGCCGGGUCUCCGCUUCCAGAGGAUGACGCGCGUCAACCGCAUGCUCUUCAUCACCGCCAGGGAUCACGUGUUUGCCGUAAACCUGACGACGGCAGCCGAGGCCUUCGUACCUCAGACGACGCUGACGUGGCGCGCCGCCGACGUGAGCAAGUGCGCCGUGCGGGGGAAAGACGGCGACGAGUGUUACAACUACAUCAAAGUGUUGGUGCCGCGCGACGACGAGACGCUGUUUGUGUGUGGGACCAACGCCUUCAACCCGGCGUGCCGCAACUACAAGACGAGCACGUUGGAACAGGUGGGCUCGGACCUGCCGGGUCAGGCGCGCUGUCCCUUCGAGUCAAGCCAGUCCAACGCCGGGACAUUCGCCGGUGGCGAUUUCUACUCGGCCACCGUGACCGACUUCCUGGCCAGCGAUGCCGUCAUCUACCGCAGCCUGGGAGAUGGCCGGCCCGUCCUCAGAACCGUCAAGUACGACUCCAAGUGGCUUCGAGAGCCUCGCUUCCUGCACGCCGUGGACUACGGGAGCCACGUCUACUUUUUCCUGAGCGAGAUCGCAGCGGAGUACACCACCUUGGGGAAGGUUGUCUUUUCUCGGGUGGCCAGAGUCUGCAAGAAUGACAACGGCGGCUCGCCGAGAGUCCUGGACAAGCACUGGACCUCCUUCCUUAAGGCCCGCCUGAACUGUUCUCUUCCCGGAGAUUCUCUCUUCUACUUUGACGUGCUCCAAUCGCUGACCGGCGUUCUGCAGAUCAAUGGACGUCCCGCCGUGUUGGCUGUCUUCACCACGCAGGCUAACAGCAUUCCGGGUUCGGCGGUGUGCGCGUUCUACAUGGACGAGGUGGAGAAAGUGUUUGGAGGCAAGUUCAAGGAGCAACGCGGCAGCGACUCGGCGUGGAUGGCCGUGGCGGACGACGCUGUGCCCGAGCCGCGGCCCGGCUCGUGCGCGGGCGACGGGCCAGCCGCCAACUUCAAAUCUUCUGCCGAUUUCCCGGACGAGACGCUGGCGUUCAUCAAAUCUUUUCCACUGAUGGAUGGUGCCGUGCCUGCUGUCAACCGGCGGCCACUUUACACCAGGACCGCCAGCAGGUUCAAGCUGACGCAGAUCGUGGCUGAUGUUUCGGCGGGUCCGCACAAGGAGCGCACGGUGGUGUUCUUGGGCUCCGAGGACGGCCGAGUGGCUAAGGUUCUGGCUGCCACGCUUCCCCACGACACCUUUGGCUCCAAACUCCUGGAGGACAUUGACGUUUACGACCCCGACAAGUGUGACCCUGGUGUCCGGGAGGGGGACCGCAGAAUUUUGGGCCUGGAGCUGGACAAGGAGCACCACGCCUUGUUUGUGGCGUUCAGCAGCUGUCUGGUGCGCGUGCCGCUCAGCCGAUGCCGACGGCACGGUGCCUGUAAAAGUGCGUGUCUGGCCUCGCGGGACCCCUACUGCAUCUGGCUGCGGACAGGAAGGUGUGCUGACAUGGCACCCGGGUUCAAGGCGGGAUUUGAGCAGGACAUCGAGGGGGACCACUCCAAUAUGGCCCCGUGUCAAGCGGUCAUCUCGGCGGCCUCUGGUAACCGGGAAACGCCCUCCGACUCGGCUUACGGCGUGCUUGGUGCCGCAGCCGUGGAUGAAGACUCGGCGUCUGGCGUCCACUACACUCUGCUGAUCGCCUGCGCGCUGCUGGCGUUCUUGCUGGGCGCCGCCUCGUCGGGCCUUCUGGCGUCGCGCUUUUGCGGCGGCGCCCAUCAGAAGGGGAAGUUGGACAAAGACCUGGAGGCCUCGCUGCCCCACGCCUUGUCGCUGCACUCGCUUGCCAAGCUGAGCGGACUCCUGGACACCACCGCACCCAAGGAGGACAAAACGGUCGAGUUGAAGUGCCCUGAGACGUGUGGAUCCUUCAUCCCCGAGGGCCGAGCAUCUGAUGCCCUGACCGCGUGCCACCGGCUUGCUGCGGCCGAGCCCCAAGUUGGCCUGACGCAGGCGGCCAGCGACCUGUCGGCUCUUCCCACGGCCAACUCGGGCCCGGAACUCCCUUGGCAGAAGACAAGCUCAGAAUUCCCUGUGCCGGAUGGCCCCGCCUCCUUUGCCGCGGUGACGACUGCUGACUGCGUGUCUCCGUCUGUUUUUCUGCCCCCUCAUCGCCAUGGCAACGGCCCACCGUCCUCUGAAGCAUCAGACGUGUCUGCGUUGGAUGAGCUUCUCAGGCACAUCCAGCAGGUCAGCGCCCAGGGUGACGGCGGCAUCAGGGUCCUGACGUCCACCUCUCGAGGGCAUCCUCACCAUCAUCUUCAUCAGUGUGGCUUGGACCGCAGCCAUCACUGUGGCAACCGGCAGCCGGCAACUCAAGCGCUGCCGCUGAAUGCUAACGGCGCUAUCUUGCGCCAACACGCCAUGAUCCCGGAGGCUCCGGUCCAGCCCGGAGGUCCCGCCCUCGUUGAGAUGGGCGGCGGCCUACCACGCCAUCACAGUUUCAACCAGCGGGGGGCGCCUCCACAGCAACGUUUGCUGGCCAGAAUGAACACCAACAGCAGCGGCCCCCCAGCUCCGCGGGCCUGCCUGACGCGUCAGCACAGUUACAGCGAGGGAGUCUGCGUGCAGCGUGGUAACGCUAGCGCCGUGCGCCGUGCUGUCUCUCUCAAGCCCAAAGUGCCGCCCAAACCUUUGUUCCUUCCCGACGCCCGCAAUUAGUCAGCGCCCAGACAGUCCCGGUGUUGAUGAGUCAGAUCAAAGCAAGCGUCCCCGACGCUAACAUCACCGCGCCGUUCGUCAGAGUGGACUCAGCUCGCUCCGCAUCACGUGAGCGCUCAGUGUCCCCGCACACUACCGGCAGCUUUUGUACCAUAUUGGUAUAUGGAACCUGAUUGGGGCGGGGGCUGUGCUGCAAUAAGACACAAAGGCACACUCUAUAUGACUUUAACAGUUUACCUCAAGAAAACAAACGUUUCUUAAAAAAAAAAAAAAAAAGUGACAAGCAACAAGAACCAGAAUGUCACUUUGUAUUCAAGCUUUUACACUGAAAUCCUAAAAAAAAUGCAUAAAAAAAGCAGGAAACUGAAGCGGGCUGCAUGUGACCUCCGACCUCUGCUCAUUGGUGGAGGAGCUGCAGGGCUCCCAGUGCCAUUAACAUGUAGCAUUGGUUUUAUUUACAGUACAAGCUUAAUAACAACGCUCCAUAUUUAUGAUGGCGACGUUGUUGUUGGAAGUAAAAGACGU
Molecule: messenger RNA, 3711 nt
Organism: Syngnathus typhle (broad-nosed pipefish)
Lineage: Eukaryota; Metazoa; Chordata; Actinopteri; Syngnathiformes; Syngnathidae
Product: semaphorin-6D-like
Exons: 21
Coding region: 352-3186 (944 amino acids)
Biological process (GO): positive regulation of cell migration; negative regulation of axon extension involved in axon guidance; negative chemotaxis
Molecular function (GO): semaphorin receptor binding; chemorepellent activity
Source: RefSeq, a predicted model, not a curated record